CAUUUAUCCGGUACGGCCGGCAACAAAGUUUCAGGAUGUUAUUGAAAUGAAGUGUUAUUUUAUUCGAUAAGAUAAAACACUUAUGAGCACUGCACAAAGAAGAUACAAUAUAAAUAAGGGGAAAUGAUCAUUAUAAAAUAUUUACUCGAUUUAUUUGACACUUGACAGUCAAUUAUUUAUCAACGUCCUUGAUAUCAUCAAUUAAAGUUAUUGUAACUAAAAUGGAUUCAAGUAAAUACAGUGAAAUCAAACUCAGCGAUUUUAAAUGGGUAAAUGAGCCUAAGAAAUGGCGAAUCAGUGACAAAGACCUUGAAGUGACGACAGAUGAGAAAACUGAUUAUUGGGAAGGCACUUGGUACAAUUUCCAUCAUAAUUCAGGCCAUGUUUAUGGAGUAGAAAUUAAGGAUGACUUUACUUUCACGGUUUGCGUGGAAGCAGAGUUCACUACCUUGUAUGACCAAGCUGGUCUAAUGAUAUACUUCGAUGACAAACAUUGGCUGAAGGCUGGCAUCGAGUACAAUGAUGGACAGCCGAUGAUUAGCAGCGUCCUAACUAAUGAGCUCUCUGAUUGGGGCACAGGCGUAUUUACUGGCAAUCCGCGCAAGUUCUACCUGCGAAUGUCAAGGAAGGGCGACGUGGCGUGUGUGAAGUACUCGACGGACAACGAGCUGUGGACGCUGCUCCGACUGUGCCCGCUGCCGCUCUGUACGCGCGGCCCCUGUGUCGUGGGACCCAUGUGCUGCACGCCAACUAGACAAGGGCUGCACGUAAAAUUCAGUGACAUAAAAAUCACCGUGCCAGCGGAUGAUAUCCUACAUUCUAACUGAGGUGCUUUUAAACAUACCUCAAAGUCAAAGUCAAAGCAUUUAUUUCAAUUAAACCAUAAUUUGGUACUUUUGAAACGUCAACAAAUACAAAAUA
This is a messenger RNA of Spodoptera litura, 921 nucleotides long. RefSeq lists its product as uncharacterized. NCBI's taxonomy places the organism in Eukaryota, Metazoa, Arthropoda, Insecta, Lepidoptera, Noctuidae. The record is from RefSeq and is a predicted model, not a curated record.